Periophthalmus magnuspinnatus is the source of this 1717-nucleotide messenger RNA. RefSeq names its product general transcription factor IIH, polypeptide 2 (gene gtf2h2). Bases 113 to 1321 code for a protein of 402 amino acids. Gene Ontology annotation, biological process: DNA-templated transcription; regulation of transcription by RNA polymerase II; nucleotide-excision repair. NCBI's taxonomy places the organism in Eukaryota, Metazoa, Chordata, Actinopteri, Gobiiformes, Gobiidae. Gene Ontology annotation, cellular component: transcription factor TFIIH holo complex; transcription factor TFIIH core complex. The transcript has 15 exons. The record is from RefSeq and is a predicted model, not a curated record. Gene Ontology annotation, molecular function: zinc ion binding.
UGUUUCCGCCCGGAGUUUUAUUCAGCUGCACACGGAGCGGAUUGGGACAAAACAGCAACAUUUUCAACAAAUUCAAACUAUUUUCACAUAAUUUCAUCUUCUGAACGUCAAAAUGGACGAGGAGCCGGAGCGAGCCAAACGCUGGGAGGGCGGCUACGAGAGGACAUGGGAGGUGUUGAAGGAGGAUGAGUCCGGCUCUCUCAAAGCCACAGUUGAAGAAAUCCUGUUCCAGUCCAAACGCAAACGGGUCAUGGAGAGCCAUGGGCAGGUCCGUCUGGGAAUGAUGCGUCACAUGUUCGUGGUGGUGGAUUGUUCCCGGAGCAUGGAGGACCAGGACCUCAAACCCACAAGACUCGCCUCCACUCUGAAGCUUCUAGAAAAGUUCGUGGAGGAGUAUUUCGAUCAGAAUCCCAUCAGCCAGUUGGGAAUCAUCACGACAAAGAACAAGAGAGCAGAGCGGCUCACAGACCUGUCAGGGAACCCGUCCCGACACACGAGCGCUCUGAGGAAGGCGGCGGACACUGUGUGUGUGGGAGAGCCGUCACUGUACAACGCCCUGAGCCUCGCCAUGGCCACGCUCAAGCACAUGCCGGGCCACACCAGCAGAGAGGUCCUGAUCGUCAUGAGCAGUCUGACCACGUGUGACCCCUCCAACAUCUACGACCUCAUCAAGACCCUGAAGUCCCUGCGUGUUCGUGUGUCUGUGAUCGGUCUGUCUGCGGAGGUCCGGGUGUGUUCGGUUCUGACCCGUGAGACCGGCGGACGGUACCAUGUGAUCCUAGACGAGAGCCACUUCAAAGAGCUGCUCCUGAUGCACGUGACUCCGCCCCCCACCACCGCUGCCGCCGAGUGCUCGCUCAUACGCAUGGGUUUCCCUCAGCACACGAUGGUGAGUCUGAAUGAGCAGGACGCUAAGCCCUCGUUCAGCAUGGCUCAUCUGGAGAGCAGUGCUGGUCCUGGCUCUGGUCCUGGCUCUGGUCCUGGUCCUGGUCUCUCUCUGGGGGGGUACUUCUGCCCUCAGUGUCACGGCAAAUACACCGAGCUCCCAGUCGAGUGUAAAGUCUGUGGUCUGACGCUGGUUUCUGCUCCACAUUUGGCUCGUUCGUUCCAUCACCUGUUUCCUCUGGAGACGUUCAGGGAGAAGCUGCUGGAGGAUCACCACGGCGACCGAUUCUGUGAGGCCUGUCAGGGCGAACUCAGGGACAAAACAGUUUUCGAGUGCCCGACCUGUGCCGCUGUUUUCUGUGUGGAGUGUGACCUCUUCAUCCACGACUCUCUGCACUGCUGCCCCCGCUGCAUACACACACACAGCGCCACCUGAUGGACAAACCCUGCAAUUACGUGGACUAAAGAAACUGAGGCGCCCACCUCUUUAUGAGCAUGAGAUCAUUCCCUCCUGACUCUGGAGAUGCUGGUUGUGAUCGAUGGUUCUGAUUGAUGGUUCUAAAACUGUUCAGGAAAAGUCCAAUUUUGUUCUGAUUCUGAUAUUUUUUAGUAUGAGAAUCUAGUUUCAAUACUAGAUUUAGGAUUGAUUGCUAUCUGUUUUUUCGACACAAGCCUACUGAGGACACAUCUUUGGGUCGCCAGAUCCCAAACUGAGGAGCUCAUUCUGCUUUGUGACUGGACAAUGGGCAUGAGAACUAAAACACAAAAUGUAAAAAUUCAAUCUUGUAAAGUGUUUUUGUAGUUGUAAAUAAAUCUGUUGUGUUUAUGAGUU